Molecule: messenger RNA, 2198 nt
Organism: Hemiscyllium ocellatum (epaulette shark)
Lineage: Eukaryota; Metazoa; Chordata; Chondrichthyes; Orectolobiformes; Hemiscylliidae
Gene: prpf38b
Product: pre-mRNA processing factor 38B
Exons: 6
Coding region: 214-1848 (544 amino acids)
Cellular component (GO): precatalytic spliceosome
Source: RefSeq, a predicted model, not a curated record
CAUUUUGUGUUUUUUAAAAAUUUGGUGAGGGUUAUGUGUGCGCGUUUCGAAAGAGUUUUUUGAAAUUAAAUCCUGCGACUAAACCCAUUUCGUGAUAGGUUAUGUGUGUUUAAAUAUUAGCGGAGGUUGUUUAUGCCGGUAAUCUUUUCCACGGGCGAGGGCACCUUGAUGUUGAGAUCUUUUCUGCUGUGAGCGGUAGUGUGCAGCAGCGAGAUGGCUAACAAAACGGCCAUUGGAAACCACCAGCAACAGCAGCAGCAAGCGGGGGGGAGUGUUAAACCGGCCUCCUCCAUUAAACAGGGCAACGUGCUGCCACUGUGGGGCAACGAGAAGACCAUGAACCUCAACCCGCUCAUCCUCACCAAUAUUCUCUCCUCACCCUACUUUAAAGUGCAGUUGUAUGAACUGAAAACCUACCAUGAGGUUGUAGAUGAGAUCUAUUUCAAGGUCACUCAUAUUGAACCAUGGGAGAAGGGGAGCAGGAAGACUGCAGGCCAGACAGGCAUGUGCGGAGGGGUACGGGGUGUUGGAACAGGAGGCAUUGUUUCUACUGCCUUUUGUCUGCUCUACAAGCUAUUUACCCUAAAGUUAACUCGUAAACAAGUGAUGGGUCUAAUAACACACACUGACUCUCCGUACAUCCGAGGUUUGGGAUUCAUGUAUAUUCGGUACACACAGCCCCCAGCUGAUUUGUGGGAUUGGUAUGAACCUUUUUUAGAUGAUGAAGAGGAGCUAGAUGUAAAGGCUGGUGGAGGAUGCGUCAUGACAAUAGGAGAGAUGAUUCGUUCUUUCCUCACUAAACUAGAAUGGUUCUCUACCUUAUUUCCAAGAAUUCCAGUUCCUGUUCAAAAGAAUUUGGACCAGUAUCUUAAAACUCGACCAAGGAAGAUUGCCAAAAAGGAUGGGAAGGAUAGCAUGGAAGAGCCAGAGCGCCUUUCAGAGCGUAGACAUUCAAGGUCACCAAGAAGAUCUCUUACUCCUCGUAAAUCUCCUAGACGAUCUAGAAGCAGAAGCCGUCAUAGAGAAGGCCAUGGCUCUUUUGGUUUUGAUAAGGAAUUAGAGAGAGAGAGAGAACGACAGAAAAGGGAACGAGAACAGAUAAAAGACAGAGAGCGAAGUGAGAAGGAUAGACAUAAAUCUAGAAGCACAGACCGAGGUUUAGACCGUAGGCGGAGCAGAAGUAGAGACCACCACAGAAGUCGAAGUAGAGAUAAAAGAAGUACUAAAAAAGAUAGAGAGAGAGAGAAGGAAAAUGAAAGAAGUAGAAGGCGAGACAAAGAUUAUGAAAAGGACAAAGAAAGAGUGAGUGAUCGAGACAGGGACAGAAAUGUUGAGAAAGAUUCUGAGAGAUCAAGAGACCGGGAUAAAAGAAGUCAAUCAAAGACUGAAGACAGAAAACGUAAGGAAGAAAAAAGAGAAAAAGAUGAAAAAAGACAUAAGGAUGAUAAAAAGGAUUCAAAAAAAGAUAAAAGGCAUAGUAGAAGCAGGAGCAGAGAGAAAAGACAUAGAAGCAAUAGUCCUGGUAGGGGUCAUGUCAGCAAACGUAGUAGAAGCAAAAGCAAAGAGAAAUCUAAACAUCGAAAUGAACAUAAAGAAAAAUCAAAUAAAAGAAGCAUUAGCAGAGAAAGGACUGAUGAGAAUAAUGGUGAACGGAUAAAGAAACAGCGUAGUCAUAGCAAAGAGAAAGCUCACAAACGCAGUCAAAGUAAAGAACGAUCUCACAAGCAAAGUCACAGUGAUGGUAAGGACCAUUCAAGCAAACUAAGCCGCCGAAGUCUCAGUACAGAAAGAGAGAACAAAAGCAAUGCAGAAGGACUAUUGCAAGGCAAUACCACUGACAAUGACUGAAAUAUUACUUAAAUCUCUAAUUGUACAGUGAAUAAAUUGUUUUGCUUUUGAACAUUUUUUAAAAAUUGAAUUAUGCUAUGGCUAGGAUAAACACGUCUUCAAAUUCCAGUAGCCUGCAGAUGAUAUUUCCUGUUUGUAGGAAGUGCCUUUGGUAUUCAACUGUUCAACUUACCACUGUAAUUCAAGACCAACUUUAUUCUGUACAAUGUAGUUGAUACAGAUUUGUUUUUGUUUGAAAUAAUGUUUUUGCAAGUAUACUAUGUACAUAUGUUCUGAGAGUUUUAAUCAUUGGCACAAUUGCCAUGUUGGUUCAUUUUGUAUGAUGGGCAAUAAACUGCCAGUACUUAAAA